This is a messenger RNA of Piliocolobus tephrosceles (Ugandan red Colobus), 2434 nucleotides long. It is a transcript of the gene SLC27A3, whose product is annotated as solute carrier family 27 member 3. Gene Ontology annotation, molecular function: long-chain fatty acid-CoA ligase activity. The coding region runs from base 175 to 2277 and encodes 700 amino acids. The transcript is spliced from 10 exons. Lineage: Eukaryota; Metazoa; Chordata; Mammalia; Primates; Cercopithecidae. The record is from RefSeq and is a predicted model, not a curated record. Gene Ontology annotation, cellular component: plasma membrane; mitochondrion; endoplasmic reticulum membrane. Gene Ontology annotation, biological process: long-chain fatty acid metabolic process.
UGGGAGUCCGGGGCCGCCCCACACCCGCACUUCUCCCGGGUUUCUGCUCUCCGCCCGUGGGGAGUGGUGGGGGCUUGGGUGGGAAGGGGCGUGUGCCAGCGCACGCGCGCUCCCGAGAAGGAGAGGUCUCGGCUAGAACGAGAGGCCCUAGGUUUUCGGGAGGGAGGAACAGGGAUGUUUGCUAGCGGCUGGAACCAGACGGUGCCGACGGAAGAAGCGGGCUCCAUGGCUGCCCUCCUGCUGCUGCCCCUGCUGCUGUUGCUACCGCUGCUGCUGCUGAAGCUACACCUCUGGCCGCAAUUGCGCUGGCUCCCGGCAGACUUGGCCUUUGCGCUGCGCGCCCUGCGCUGCAAAAGGGCUCUUCGAGCUCGCGCCCUGGCCGCGGCUGCCGCCGACCCGGAAGGUCCCGAGGCGGGCUGCAGCCUGGCCUGGCGCCUCGCGGAACUGGCCCGGCAGCGCCCCGCGCACACCUUUCUCAUUCACGGCUCGCGGCGCUUUAGCUACUCGGAGGCGGAGCGCGAGAGUAACAGGGCUGCACGCGCCUUCCUACGUGCGCUCGGCUGGGACGGGGGUCCCGGCGGCGGCGACAGUGGCACGCGGAGCGCUGGAGAAGGCGAGCGCGCGGCGCCGGGAGCCGGAGAUGCAGCGGCCGGAAGCGGCGCGGGGCUUGUUGGAGGGAACGGUGCGGCCAGAGGUGGAGGAGCCGCCGCCCUUCUGGCACCUGGAGCAACCGUGGCGCUGCUCCUCCCCGCCGGCCCAGAGUUUCUGUGGCUCUGGUUCGGGCUGGCCAAGGCUGGCCUGCUCACGGCCUUUGUGCCCACCGCCCUGCGCCGGGGCCCCCUGCUGCACUGCCUCCGCAGCUGCGGCGCGCGCGCGCUGGUGCUGGCGCCAGAGUUUCUGGAGUCCCUGGAGCCGGACCUGCCCGCCCUGAGAGCCAUGGGGCUUCACCUGUGGGCUGCAGGCCCAGGAACCCACCCUGCUGGAAUUAGCGAUUUGCUGGCUGAAGUGUCCGCUGAAGUGGAUGGGCCAGUGCCAGGAUACCUCUCUUCCCCCCAGAGCAUAACAGACACGUGCCUGUACAUCUUUACCUCUGGCACCACGGGCCUCCCCAAGGCUGCUCGGAUCAGUCAUCUGAAGAUCCUGCAAUGCCAGGGCUUCUACCAGCUGUGUGGUGUCCACCAGGAAGACGUGAUCUACCUCGCACUCCCACUCUACCACAUGUCCGGCUCCCUGCUGGGCGUUGUGGGCUGCUUGGGCAUUGGGGCCACAGUGGUGCUGAAGUCCAAGUUCUCAGCUGGUCAGUUCUGGGAAGAUUGCCAGCAGCACAGGGUGACCGUGUUCCAGUACAUUGGGGAGUUGUGUCGAUACCUUGUCAACCAGCCCGUGAGCAAGGCAGAACAUGGCCAUAAGGUCCGGCUGGCAGUGGGCAGCGGGCUGCGCCCAGACACCUGGGAGCGUUUUGUGCGGCGCUUUGGGCCCCUGCAGGUGCUGGAGACAUAUGGACUGACAGAGGGCAACGUGGCCACCAUCAACUACACAGGACAGCAGGGCGCUGUGGGGCGUGCUUCCUGGCUUUACAAGCACAUCUUCCCCUUCUCCUUGAUUCGCUAUGAUGUCACCAUAGGAGAACCGAUUCGGGACCCCCGGGGGCACUGUGUGGCCACAUCUCCAGGUGAGCCAGGGCUGCUGGUGGCCCCGGUAAGCCAGCAGUCUCCAUUCCUGGGCUACGCUGGGGGGCCGGAGCUGGCCCAGGGGAAGUUGCUAAAAGAUGUCUUCCGGCCUGGGGAUGUUUUCUUCAACACUGGGGACCUGCUGGUCUGCGAUGACCAGGGCUUUCUCCGCUUCCACGAUCGUACUGGAGACACCUUCAGGUGGAAGGGGGAGAAUGUGGCCACAACCGAGGUGGCAGAGGUCUUUGAGGCCCUGGAUUUUCUUCAGGAGGUGAACGUCUAUGGAGUCACUGUGCCAGGGCAUGAAGGCAGGGCUGGAAUGGCAGCCCUGGUUCUGCGUCCCCCCCACUCUUUGGACCUUAUGCAGCUCUACACCCACGUGUCUGAGAAUUUGCCACCUUAUGCCCGGCCCCGAUUCCUCAGGCUCCAGGAGUCUUUGGCCACCACAGAGACCUUCAAACAGCAGAAAGUCCGGAUGGCAGAGGAGGGCUUCGACCCCAGCACCCUGUCCAACCCACUGUACGUUCUGGACCAGGCUGCAGGUGCCUACCUGCCCCUCACACCUGCCCGGUACAGCGCCCUCCUGGCAGGGGACCUUCGAAUCUGAGACCUUCCACGCCUGAGGCACCUGAGAGAAGGACUCUGUGGGGUGGGGGCCGUUGCAGGGGUGCUGGGCUGUCAGGGACCUUUGCUAUACCAGAACUGCGGUCACUAUUUUGUAAUAAAUGUGGCUAGAGCAGAUCCAGCUGUCUUUCUGACCUACA